Messenger RNA from Condylostylus longicornis, 966 nucleotides. RefSeq lists its product as uncharacterized. The transcript has a single exon. Lineage: Eukaryota; Metazoa; Arthropoda; Insecta; Diptera; Dolichopodidae. The record is from RefSeq and is a predicted model, not a curated record. Bases 1 to 966 code for a protein of 321 amino acids. Gene Ontology annotation, cellular component: membrane.
AUGGCUAUUAUAGCAAGGCAACAAGGACUUUCGUCAGGUGUUGUUGGAUUUUUAUUUACAGUUCUUAAUUUAACAGCAAUGAUAUCACGUCCAGCUUUUGGUUGGUUAGCUGAUCGUUUUAAAUUACACAAAUCUAUUUUUAUAACUAUGCAAGGAAUAACUGCAUUAUCAUUUUUUUUAAUUUAUUUUGUGCCAUCAUUUCCAAGUAAUGUAACAGUAAAAAGUGAUGUUAAUAAUACAGAAAUAAUUUUUUGUCCAAGAAAUCCAGUGUGGGAUAAUUGUUUUGAAAACCGAAUUCAAAAUUAUGAAUCGAAAGUUUUCAAAUGCCAUUUGAAUUGUAAGCCUGAAACAUGGAUGAAAAAAAAUUUUUGUGGUUACAAAAAUUAUGAUUGCAUUUCGAAUAUGAAAACUUUUGAAUAUGAAAUUUUUAUUGAUGUGAGAACAAUUGAGAAGAAUGCAACCUGUUUAAUUAUGAGAGAAUUUAAAAAUAUUUCAUAUUCAAAUGCUUUUGGAUAUUUUGAUGAAGCACCAUUGUAUGCAAAAAUAUUGGAUGUAAACUGUGAAAUAAAUUGUGAAGAUCAUUUUUUGAAAAGUUCUUUGGUAAAUAGAGGAGCUCUACCAGAUGAUGAAAUCAUGAAAAAAUAUGAAUUCUGGAUUUUUUCCGGAUUAUAUUUAUUUGGUUAUUCCGCUGCUUCUGUAGCGGUUAGUAUGGCUGACACGUUUUGCUUUGAUUUGCUAGGAGAGGAAGGCCAUUUAUAUGGAAGACAAAAAAUGUUUGAUUCAGUCGGAUCAGGAAUUGCUUCAGUUAUCACUGGUGUUAUAAUUGAUGUGGUUUCCGGGAAAUCUGUGUUUAAAAACUACACGAUUGUAUAUUUUUUGUGUUUAAUAUCGAUUUCUCUUAACAUGCUGUCUUCAAUGAGGCUAAACGUAAGUAUUUUUCGCACAUAUCGUUUUUUUCAUAUUUGA